Messenger RNA from Populus trichocarpa (black cottonwood), 1782 nucleotides. Its product is annotated as protein CANDIDATE G-PROTEIN COUPLED RECEPTOR 7. Lineage: Eukaryota; Viridiplantae; Streptophyta; Magnoliopsida; Malpighiales; Salicaceae. The record is from RefSeq and is a predicted model, not a curated record. Gene Ontology annotation, cellular component: membrane; Golgi apparatus. Bases 190 to 1509 code for a protein of 439 amino acids. The transcript has a single exon. Gene Ontology annotation, biological process: transport.
UCAACCACGUCAACGCUUCAUAAAACGACGUCGCAUAAAGGCACCCUCUUGACCGGCAAGACUCGACUGUAUCGACUACAACCACUAUUUAGCAUUGAAUCCACGUUCUCAAGUAAAUUCUCAAGUCUCUCAUCCCCCUCCACCCCCCACAGAUCCACUGCCACUACAGCAACGACAGCCACCUAAAAAAUGACUAAACCACCGCACCUCAUCCUCCGCCUCCUCGUCCUCGUUCUCCUCAUCUCCCUUUCCACCGCCGAGAUAAAAAAUCUAACAAUCACAAACGACGCGCGAGACAUGAUCGUCUUCGAAAAAUUCGGAUUCACACCAACUGGACACGUUACAAUCUCCGUCAACUCCGUCUCCGUUGCCUCUUCUCUCAACGCUGGAAAUCCACUCUCUUCACGCCUCGGCUUCUUCCUUCUCUCCGAAGAAUCUCGCCUUCAGGUCCUCCUCGAGAUCCAGCAAAGCCCUAACUUCUGCGUUCUCGAUUCCCACUUCAUUCUCUCUCUCUUCACUUUCCGCGACCUCUCACCGCCUCCUCUCUCGUCUUUCAGUCAAUCUUAUCCGGUCACUGCUCCAAAUGAAUACUCACUCUACUUCGCCAAUUGCGCGCCGGAAACGCGCGUUUCCAUGUCUGUCAAGACCGAGAUUUAUAAUUUAGAUCGCGACGGAUCUAGAGAUUAUCUUUCUGCAGGGUUAACGCAAUUGCCUUCGUUAUAUUCUCUUUAUUUCAUCGCUUAUGCUGGAUUUUUAGGGCUAUGGAUUUAUGUUCUGUAUAGUAAUAAAAGAUCUGUCCACCGGAUCCAUUUGUUAAUGGGGGGGUUGUUACUUAUGAAAGCUCUUAAUUUGAUCUGUGCCGCCGAGGAUAAGCAUUAUGUGAAGGUUACAGGGACUCCACACGGUUGGGAUGUGUUGUUUUAUAUUUUCCAGUUUAUUCGUGUGGUUUUGUUGUUUACCGUUAUUGUUUUGAUUGGGACUGGUUGGUCGUUUCUGAAACCCUUUUUGCAAGAGAAAGAGAAGAAGGUGCUAAUGGUUGUGAUUCCACUCCAGGUUUUGGCUAAUAUAGCUUCGGUUGUGAUUGGUGAAACUGGGCCCUUUAUUAAGGAUUGGGUGACUUGGAAUCAGGUGUUUUUGUUGGUUGAUAUUAUUUGUUGUUGCGCAAUUAUUUUCCCCAUUGUGUGGUCGAUCAGAUCGUUGAGAGAGACUUCCAAGACAGAUGGGAAGGCUGCUAGGAAUUUGGCGAAAUUGCAGUUGUUUAGGCAGUUUUAUAUUGUGGUUAUUGGGUACUUGUAUUUCACGAGGAUUGUGGUGUUUGCAUUGAAGACGAUUGCAGCUUAUAAGUAUCAGUGGGUGAGUAAUGCUGCCGAGGAGACUGCUAGUUUGAUGUUUUAUAUGGUGAUUUUUUAUAUGUUUAGGCCCGUGGAGAAGAAUGAGUACUUUGUUCUUGACGAGGAGGAUGAGGAAGCUGCAGAGUUGGCUUUGAGGGAUGAAGAAUUCGAGCUUUGAAAUGGAUAGAAGUUGGGGUGAUUCUACUGCUGCAAAUUUAAUGUUUUGCUGAAAAAAAUUUCUGGGACAGGUCUGACAUUGCAGCUGCUGCUCUUAAUUUACAUUUAGUUUUUUGCAAUGUCGUUUUCCUGCUAUAGAAACUUUGGUAUUUACUGAGUAGUGGCUGUAUUUUUUGUUAAUGAAUUUUCCAUGUCGGAAGCUGAUAAUUACUUGUGCACUUCUUUAUAUGGUGUGUUAAAAUGAAAUGCCACGCAUUCUGUUAUCAUUGAACUA